This is a messenger RNA of Fomitopsis serialis, 1745 nucleotides long. RefSeq lists its product as uncharacterized. Lineage: Eukaryota; Fungi; Basidiomycota; Agaricomycetes; Polyporales; Fomitopsidaceae. The transcript is spliced from 4 exons. The record is from RefSeq and is a predicted model, not a curated record. Bases 209 to 1615 code for a protein of 468 amino acids.
CUGCCUACACGGCACAAUGGAGUGGCAACAUCCGAGACGUUGUUGCCAAAGCUUUCUGUCUAGUCUGCGCCCUUUUGCGCCGUACGGUGAAAGACGUAUGAGCACGUGUCGUGAUUGAAUUGCGCGCUUCUCGGCCGGAGGCAGCCACACUCGCACAUCCAUCGUCUACUCUGCUCCGAGCACACAUCGCUCUCAGCUCGCCACCAUCAUGAGUUUGUCGACUCUUAACGAAGACGUCCUCCGUAUCAUCGCCGAAAUGCUUUCCGCCACGCAAUGCAUCCCUCUCUCGUCGGUGUCUCGCGAUCUACAUGCAAUCGCACGGCAGUAUGUGUUCGCGUCCAUCACUGUUCGUAGCGAGGAACAGCUAGUCAAGAUCCAUGACCACCUCAUCCGUAACAUCGAUAAUCGCCUGCUCUGGCCUCGGGAAUUGACUAUCUACGGCCCGACGGAAAUGCCCCCCGCGGCUCCAGUCAUUGAUGCGCUGGUAGGCAUCUUCGAGCAUGCCCAGGAGUUGAGGUUUCUGGAGGUGCACGAUUGUGAGAGUCUGAUUGACUGCAAUGCACGGCUCGGGGAGCAUUUGGCUGCACUGCCGCAUCUCUCAGCCAUACACCUUUUCAACAUCGGGGCACAAACGCUCGACGCUCUACACAAGAUGGUCAGUAGGCCAGAGAAAGCAUGUCUAUCAUUCACCACGCCACCCAUCCGCCGUUCUCUACUGCGCAUAGCUGAAGGGCCUGUGUUGGGCAACGUCAAGCGGCUCACACUCCGCCAUUUCGAAUUCAAUGCAAUAUCUGAAUGGCAGCUUCUCUCCAAACUUACCGGAGCCCAUCCGCAGCUAGAAGUCUUGGAUCUCGACCACCGUUGUGUUGUAUAUCCUUGUCUAAUCCUGUUCCCCAACAUACGCAGGUUGACGAUUGCCGAUGGCAUUUACGGCAUACAGGACCCUGGCAACGACGUGGAGCCACGACGCUUGGACUACUUAUCGUUUCAGCCAAGUGACCUUCAUCUCAUCUCAACCCUCGGUAUUCGCAGCGAUUACCUGCGUCUAUACACGGAGUGGCUGGACUUCGAUCCUUCAGGAGUAGAUCAUGAACUUGUUUCCGCCGCCGCCGUGUUGGAGUUGAGCUUGUACCAGGUUGAACGCCACACCGAGUUCUGCUUGGCACUGGCACAGGCGAUCUCAGCAAAAUGGUCAAGAAUGAGGUACCUUAUCUGGACGAUCAAAACCGAUGACCCACAUACAGUCCGAUGGAUGGAGGAUAUUGUGUUUUCGCUUUCGUCCUCACAACUCCUGAGCAUACGGCUUCAUGUGGCCCACCCAAGGCAUACGGGGCCAUCGCACGAAAGAUGGCUAGGCUUACUGCAGCGACUGGAGCACGUUCACAUUUCUUCGGUACCCUCACUCCGGUUCUACUGCCAGGUCCUUAGCGAGUGGAACACAGACAAUACCUCGAAGAUCACCUGGGGGCGGGUCGAGGGUGAUGGUGGCCGUCGCACGCUGCAGCCGAUCCCCAGUUGGCAGGGCGAGAGGAUCCAUCGCUACCUCCAGUCUCCUCAGUUCUGUCGCACGUUACGAUUUGACGAGGAAGCCGCCCUGCAAUACACCGGCCGGUGAAUGCGAAAGAAGGCAGUGCUAGAAUGUCAAGUGAGCUCGGAGGGUAUGACGGAGCCGGAGCACUGCACUAGGUAUCUUCUUGUAACAUGAUAACGUCUGGAGGCUUUCAAUACAAACCACAGUUCGCCUU